AUGGAGUCCGAACAGUUGAGGAUUCGGACAACCGAACUUCUCACGGCCGCAUGUGCAAAUUGGGGAUUGCCAAAGGAAAGCUCAGGCGAUGAGGAGAUAGACAUCUCGACACCCGGCAAACAGGACGCGCUAGAGAUGCUACAAAACGCGUUGCGAUUCGCUCACACCAAUGAGGAGAUCUUUUUGGAGAAAGGACAACCCGCACAGGUGACAGCGAUGCGAUCAAAUUUACAACGUAUCAAUGAGUUGGGUGAUCGAAUUGAUGAGUGUCGAAAGAACCUAGCCGAAUUGCAAAGCUCCUAUUUGGCGGUUACAUCACGAACCAGUGCUCUUCACGAUGCUUGUGAUCGAUCAAUGGCACAUCAGACAGCACUCGCCUCCGGUUCCGAGCAAAUUCGCGCCAACUUGCACUACUUUAAACAAGCGGAUCUCAUCAUGAAGAAGCUCUCGGAUCGUGGCCGAAUCAAUGUGACCGCGCCCGCAUUCUCUUCACUUCUUUCUCUUCUUGACGAAGGACUUCAGUUUUUGAAAGCACAUCCCGAGUACAGGGAGAGCGCCUUGUACAUUCAAAAAUACGAGCAGUGCUUGAGCAAAGCGAUGACCUGGAUUCGAGUGAAAGUGCUAACCGAUCUCGAGGCAUGCGUGAAUUCGGUUAGAAAGAAGCAAGCCGAGCUCUCUGUCGACUGGUCUCGAACCGAUCAUGCAGAUGAGGACACUCGGGCGCUUCUCUAUGGAAUUUUUGCUUCAAAUGCGGCUUCAGUGAGAUGUGCUCUUGGGGUAGCCGAACAACGUUUCUCACAAGUGCCUGAAUUUGAAGCGAUGCUUGCUGAGUGUCACACUGCUUACUUUCAACUACGUGAACAGCUAUUGGUGCCAAUCAUUGAGAGUACGCUGCAAAAACUUGUUCUAUCCCACAGUGAUUCGUGCUGUUCGCUGACUCGAUCCGGAUGUUUAUUUUUGUUGGGUGUAUGCGGGGACGAGUUUCGGCUCUUCCGGCAAUUUUUCGCCACCGAGUUGAACGAUAAUAGCGGCAGUAAAGGAAGAGCCUCUCCAGCUCCAUCAGUGAUUUCAAUGAGAAGCACAGCUGCCACGCACAACUAUACCCUGGCUUUUGAGGCGUUCUCGGAGGGAUUGUCAAGGAUUCUCUACGAUGUACUUCGGCCACUCGUGGUGCACAGUCCACAUUUGGAGACCCUGGCUGAAUUGUGCACAAUUCUGAAGGUUGAAAUGGUCGAAGAGCGAUGUCUGUCAGCUUCCGCCGAUUUCCAAGCGAGUGAUCCAUUUUCGGGUUUUGUCGUCGUUGCCAAUGAACUAGUCGGUGAUGUACAAGAGAGAAUCGUCUAUCGAGCUUCACAAUACUCUCAAAGCGAGAUUCUUGGGUACAAGCCGGCACCGGGCGAUUUGGCGUAUCCAGAGAAGUUGGUGAUGAUGAGACAAAUCGAGGAAGAGCAAAGAUUGAAGAUGAAAGAGAGCGAGGAACAAAACGAUGAACAGUCGACGAGUUCGGCGGUGGAUUUACAUUGUUUGUGGUAUCCAACGGUGCGACGAACGGUGAUGUGUCUCGCGAAACUCUUCAAGUGCCUUGAUUUUGCUGUCUUCGAAUCACUUGCCAGAGAUCUCCUUGCCGCGUGCUGUGUUUCGCUUGACUCGGCCGCGUUGAGUAUCGCUCAAAUGACUGGAACCGAGUCUCGUCGCUCGCGUACCCUCGAUUCUCAUCUCUUCGUCGUCAAACACUUGUUGAUUUUGCGUGAACAAACGGCUCCGUAUCGCUCGGCGGCGGCUCGAUCAACCGAUUCGGCUUUUUCACCCAAAGAUUACUCGCUUUCAUUGUCAAGGGUUCGCAACUCGGCCACUCAAUUUGUCGCCAAUAUGACCACCGAUGCUUUUCUCGAGUUUUUGCUCAGCGUUUCGGCUCCAAUUCAAGUGUCCGAGGUCUCCGGAGAUAGUCGCAGAGUUGUGGACAGCUCGCUUCGAACAAGAUGCAAUCAGUUGAUUGAUUGUUGUGCCGAGUCGCUCGUCGGACAAUUUCACGCUUUUCUUGAAUUGGCUGAUAACGAGUCAAAGAAAGAGAACUUUGACGUUAAAAAGCAUCCGGAGUUGGCCGCGCAAAAAUUCCACGACAUGGCGGCCGAGGUGCAACGGAAUUUGGCCAAAGAGUGGCAAUCGAUACGUUCCUCAUUUUCCCUCUACAUUGGUGUCAACGAUACGGAGGCUAUCUUGUUACAGCCGAUUAAGAAACGAAUCGUCGAGGUGUUCACGCUGGCCACGACAGUCGUUUCUCGUUGUUUCACAGAAGAGGAGGCGCUCAUCGCCGCGCUUCCUUCACAACAACACAUUCAUCUCUUGCUGAAUAAGAUU
Messenger RNA from Mesorhabditis belari, 2358 nucleotides. NCBI's taxonomy places the organism in Eukaryota, Metazoa, Nematoda, Chromadorea, Rhabditida, Rhabditidae. The record is from the annotation of a GenBank genome assembly.